CCUCUUCGUCUGUAGGAUGUGGAGAUUGACAUUGAACUGGCACCUGGAGACCAGACCAGCCUCCCCAAGACCAAAGAGCAGGCAGAGAGAGACGCAGGCAACCAGCUGCACAUGCUCACUAACCGCCACGACAAGUUCCUGGACUCCCUGAGAGAGGUCAAGACGGGAGCGCUGCUAAAUGCUCUGGUUCAGCUUUGCCACAUCUCCACUCCACUGGCCGAGAAGACCUGGGUCCAGCUUUUCCCUCGCCUCUGGAAGAUUCUGUCGGACCGCCAGCAGCACGCACUGUCUGGCGAGAUGGGUCCAUUCCUAUGUAGCGGCAGUCACCAAGCUCAGCGAGAUUGCCAACCCAGUGCUCUAAACUGCUUCGUGGAAGCCAUGUCCCAGUGUGUGCCACCCAUACCCAUCAGGCCGUGUGUGCUGAAGUACUUGGGCAAAACCCACAAUCUUUGGUUACGCUCCACCCUGAUGCUGGAGCAGCAAGCUUUUGAAAAAGGCCUCAACUUGCACAUCAAACCCAAACAGAGCACCGAGUUCUACGAGCAGGAAAGCAUCACUCCUCCGCAGCAGGAGAUCCUCGACUCGCUUGCGGAGCUUUACUCCCUACUGCAAGAGGAGGACAUGUGGGCCGGGCUGUGGCAGAAGAGAUGCAAGUUCCCAGAGACGAGCACUGCCAUUGCAUACGAACAGCAUGGCUUCUUUGAACAGGCUCAAGAAACCUAUGAGAAAGCAAUGGAGAAAGCACGCAAGGAGCACAAUGUCUCACCCGCCAUCUUUCCAGAGUACCAGCUGUGGGAAGAUCACUGGAUCCGCUGUUCUAAAGAGCUGAACCAGUGGGAGCCUCUGACUGAGUAUGGACAAUCUAAAGGACAUAACAACCCAUACCUGGUGCUGGAGUGUGCCUGGAGAGUGUCCAACUGGGCUGCCAUGAAAGAGGCUCUGGUGCAGGUGGAGCUGAGCUGUCCGAAGGAGAUGGCCUGGAAGGUGAACAUGCAUCGUGGCUACCUGGCCAUCUGUCACCCUGAGGAGCAGCAGCUCAACUUCAUCGAGCGGCUGGUGGAGAUGGCCAGCAGCCUGGCCAUCAGAGAAUGGAGGAGACUUCCACACAUCGUUUCUCACGUCCACACACCCCUGCUGCAGGCUGCCCAGCAGAUCAUCGAGCUACAGGAAGCGGCUCAGAUUAACGCAGGACUGCAGCCUGCCAACCUGGGCCGCAACACCAGCCUCCAUGACAUGAAAACUGUGGUGAAGACCUGGAGAAACAGACUGCCGAUUGUAUCUGACGACCUUUCUCAUUGGAGCAGCAUUUUUAUGUGGCGUCAGCACCAUUAUCAAGCCAUUGUGACUGCAUAUGAAAACAACACACAACAUGACCCAAACACUAACAAUGCCAUGCUUGGAGUGCACGCCUCAGCAUCUGCUAUUAUUCAGUAUGGAAAGAUUGCUCGAAAGCAAGGUCUGGUCAACGUGGCUUUGGACAUUCUGAGUCGCAUUCAUACCAUCCCUACAGUGCCUAUUGUAGACUGCUUCCAGAAGAUUCGUCAGCAGGUUAAAUGCUAUCUGCAGUUGGCCGGAGUCAUGGGCAAGAAUGAAUGCAUGCAGGGUCUGGAGGUGAUUGAGUCCACCAACCUGAAAUACUUCACCAAGGAGAUGACCGCUGAGUUCUACGCUCUCAAGGGCAUGUUCCUAGCACAGAUCAAUAAGUCAGAGGAGGCAAACAAGGCCUUCUCUGCUGCAGUCCAGAUGCAUGAUGUUCUGGUUAAAGCCUGGGCUAUGUGGGGCGACUACCUGGAGAACAUCUUUGUCAAAGAUCGCCAGCCUCACCUUGGUGUCUCCUCCAUCACCUGUUACCUACACGCAUGCCGCCAUCAGAAUGAGAGCAAGUCUCGCAAAUACCUGGCCAAGGUGCUGUGGCUGUUGAGUUUUGAUGAUAAGAACACCUUGGCUGAUGCUGUGGACAAGUACUGCAUUGGAGUGCCUCCUAUCCAGUGGCUGGCCUGGAUCCCACAGCUCCUCACAUGUCUGGUGGGCUCAGAAGGAAAGCCCCUCCUCAACCUCAUCAGUCAGGUGGGACGUGUCUACCCUCAAGCGGUGUACUUUCCCAUCCGAACCCUGUACCUGACGCUGAAAAUCGAGCAGAGGGAGCGCUACAAGAGUGACUCCGGUCAGCAACAGCCCAGUUCGGCAGCUGCCCAGACGCACUCCGCAUCUGACCCGGGUCCCAUUCGUGCCACGGCUCCCAUGUGGCGCUGCAGUCGGAUCAUGCACAUGCAGCGCGAGCUUCAUCCCACCCUGCUCUCCUCUCUGGAGGGCAUUGUUGACCAGAUGGUCUGGUUCAGGGAGAACUGGCACGAGGAGGUUCUACGGCAGCUCCAGCAGGGUUUGGCUAAAUGUUACUCGGUGGCGUUUGAAAAAAGUGGAGCUGUAUCCGAUGCUAAAAUCACUCCACAUACACUCAACUUUGUGAAAAAGCUGGUCAGCACAUUCGGCGUAGGCCUGGAGAAUGUCUCUAAUGUGUCCACCAUGUUCUCCAGUGCCGCCUCGGAGUCCCUGGCCCGCCGAGCUCAAGCCACCGCUCAAGACCCAGUGUUCCAGAAGAUGAAGGGCCAGUUUACAACAGAUUUUGACUUCAGCGUUCCCGGCUCCAUGAAGCUGCACAAUCUUAUUUCAAAGUUGAAGAAGUGGAUCAAGAUCCUGGAGGCCAAGACAAAGCAGCUGCCCAAGUUCUUCCUUAUAGAGGAGAAGUGUCGUUUCCUUAGCAACUUCUCGGCUCAGACUGCUGAAGUGGAGAUCCCGGGAGAGUUCCUCAUGCCCAAACCCACACACUAUUACAUCAAGAUUGCCAGGUUCAUGCCCAGGGUGGAGAUUGUUCAAAAGCACAACACAGCUGCUCGACGCCUCUACAUCCGCGGGCACAACGGCAAGAUCUAUCCGUACUUGGUGAUGAAUGACGCAUGUUUGACAGAGUCCCGCAGAGAAGAGCGUGUGCUGCAACUCUUGCGGCUACUCAACCCCUGCCUGGAGAAGAGAAAAGAGACCACCAAGAGGCACCUCUUUUUCACAGUCCCAAGGGUGGUGGCGGUGUCUCCUCAAAUGCGGUUAGUAGAGGACAAUCCAUCGUCUCUGUCUCUGGUGGAAAUCUACAAGCAGCGCUGUGCUAAGAAGGGCAUUGAGCACGACAACCCCAUUUCCCGCUAUUAUGACCGGCUUGCCACUGUUCAGGCGAGAGGAACACAGGCCAGCCAUCAGGUCCUGCGUGACAUUCUGAAGGAGGUUCAAGGUAACAUGGUUCCACGCAGCAUGUUAAAGGAAUGGGCGCUGCACACUUUCCCCAAUGCCACAGACUAUUGGACCUUCCGCAAAAUGUUCACCAUCCAGCUUGCUCUAAUUGGCCUAGCGGAGUUCAUGCUGCAUCUAAACCGCCUCAAUCCAGAGAUGCUGCAGAUCGCACAGGACACUGGAAAACUCAAUGUUUCAUACUUCCGCUUCGAUAUUAAUGAUGCUACUGGUGAUCUGGACGCCAACCGGCCAGUUCCCUUCAGGCUAACACCCAACAUCUCCGAGUUCCUUACCACCAUUGGCGUAUCUGGACCCCUUACAGCUUCAAUGAUAGCAGUAGCACGCUGCUUUGCUCAGCCAAACUUCAAGGUCGAUGGCAUUUUGAAAGCAGUGCUGCGAGAUGAGAUCAUCGCUUGGCAUAAGAAGACGCAGGAGGACACCUCCAUGCCUCUGUCCCCAGCUGGACAACCCGAGAACAUGGACAGCCAGCAGCUGGUGUCUCUGGUCCAGAAAGCAGUGACGGCCAUCAUGACCCGCCUACACAACUUAGCGCAGUUUGAGGGAGGCGAGAGUAAAGUAAACACACUAGUAGCAGCUGCCAACAGCCUGGACAACCUUUGCCGUAUGGACCCUGCCUGGCAUCCUUGGUUGUAGACAGGUUUGUAAAGAGACAGACUUUAGAGCAAUGCAAUACUGUGAAAGUGAACGUCAAUGAGUUUUUCCCACACGUUUUCUUUUUUUUUUUUUAAAGAAAAUAUCUAGGUUUCUAAAAAUAAUGUGCAGGCUGUAAUUUAUAUAUAAAAAAAGAACAGGAUAAUGCUUAAGAUCUUUAGCGAUACACAUGCAGCAAUUAAAAGCGGCUUUGUUUGGUCGGACAGAUGCUAUUGUUAAACUGAUGAGCUUAGGUAAGUUCUUUUGUUGAUAUUGUCGGGAUUGUCAGCUAAGAAAUGUGACGGUACCUUUAGGAAAACACUGUUCCCACAACCACUGUUUCACACUGGAAGAGGGCGCAGCAGAUAUAGCAGAUUUUAUGCAAUCCCCAUCAAGCUCUCCUUUUACGCCAUUUCUCUGUGACUGAUGGCAGCCUUUUAGAUUUAGUAGUCCAAUUUACAUGAAUCAACACUUAACAAUGUGCAGCAUGUUAUUAUUUGUCAGUAUGUCAUUAUUUAAAGAUAUCUGUGGGCAUUUUUUACUUGUACACCGUGUGAAAACGACAUUGCAUCCCUUAAUUGCUGUGUACUUUUCUACAGUUUGUGCAAUUUAAAGCCGUCGUGUGUUACUGUCAAACAUUAAACAUAGAUUUGUUUUGCAAAAUACUCUGGAAAGGCAAAAACCCAUGAGCCUUAAGACUGGGGGAGCUCUCUACUUAGGACAUUUUUAGUUAAUCAUAGCGCGGAUGAUUUAUUUAUGUUGUUACCGCUCAAGGAUUUUGAGCUUUGUGUUUUUAGGAGUGUCCCAAAGCAUUUGUAUCCCACUGGUACACCUAAAGGCAUUUUUGUAUACAUUCCCCUGUUUUGUAAAGGUACAGAAUAUUGUGCCAAUAUAUGAAUAGUUACCUCUGCAAUGUAAAUAUGCAUUUUGUUUUAAUAAAAUGCUCUUUUUCAAGAAAAAAGAAA
Messenger RNA from Danio rerio (zebrafish), 4895 nucleotides. The record is from RefSeq and is a predicted model, not a curated record. Lineage: Eukaryota; Metazoa; Chordata; Actinopteri; Cypriniformes; Danionidae.